AUGGAUCAAGCGCAAUUCCUGCAGCAAUUGCAGAUUAUAUUGAAUCGUCAGUUAAAUAUUCCCAGGAUAUUCCCCUCCUGCUGCUCUCGUGCUGCCUUUUUCCGCUGCUGUCUUUUGAUCCUUAUCGUUAUCUCUCGCUUAUUACUAACGUGUCUCACUGUAGCAAGCCAAGGAAGUGUCAAGGAAGCCACAAACACGCUGCAAAAGGUGUACUAUAAAAACCCUGAAGCUCUCCUUUUCCUCAUCCAGAUCGCUACCACACAUCACGAUGCCGACCUGAAGCAGCUGGCCGCCGUCGAGGCUCGCUCUCUCGCCAUUAAGCUGUGGGGGAAAGUUCCCGAUGCACAGAAACCACAGGUCCGCGAGCAGCUGCUGCGAUCGACCCUGAGCGAAAGCUCUGCUCUCGUCCGCCAUGCCUGUGCCAGGGUCAUCUCGGCCAUUGCUGAGAUCGAUCUGACCGAUGGCGAGUGGGCGGAUCUGCCGCAGUUCCUGUUGAACGCGUCGACCAGCGCGAAGGCUGAGGAGCGUGCUGUGGGCACCUAUAUCCUCUUUGCCAUCCUCGAGACCCUCGGCGAAGGCUUCGAAGAGAAGUUCAUGGACCUUUUUGCCCUGUUCGAAAAGACGAUUCGUGACCCCGAGAGUGCAGAGGUCCGCAUCAACACCCUGCUCGCCCUCAGCAAGCUGGCCGUCCAUCUCGACUCGGACGAAGACGAAAAGCCAGUCAAGGCCUUCCAGCAGAUUUUCCCUGCCAUGGUCAACGUCCUCAAGGAUACGAUCGACCAAGGUGAUGAUGCCCGCAUCAUGCAGGCCUUCGAGGUCUACCAGACUCUUCUAGGAUGCGAUCCCGAGCUUCUUAACCCUCACCUCAAGGAUCUCGUUAUCUUUAUGAACGAAAUCUCUGCCAACACCAAGGCAAGCGAUGAUACCCGAACUCAAGCCAUCAGCUUCCUCAUGCAGGCUGUCAGCUAUCGCAAGAUUCGUAUCCAGGGUAUGCAGCUUGGUGAUCAGCUUACUCGUACCUGUCUAGCCAUCGCUACCGAGCUCGACAGCUUGGACUCUGACGAGGAUGACAUCACUCCGGCUCGUUCUGCUCUAGGUCUGCUUGACAUGAUGUCUCAGAGCUUUGCUCCCAGCCAGGUCGUUGUACCACUCCUCACUGCAGUUGGCCAGUACUUUAACAGCUCGGAUGCCAGCCACCGCCGAGCUGGUAUCAUGUCUCUUGGCAUGUGUAUUGACGGAGCUCCCGACUUUAUCAGCACUCAGAUGCAUGAGAUCUUCCCCGUUCUCUUCCGUCUACUCCAGGACCCCGAAGCUAGCGUUCGCCAGGCUACUCUCGACACCGUUGCUCGCCUUGCCGAUGUUCUGCCAGACGAUGUCAGCAAGCAGCAUCAGACCCUCAUGCCAUUGCUCUUGAAGAACCUAGCCAGCGCCAUGCAAGAAUAUAACGGCGACGAGUCUGGCCCAACAGUAGAUAUGAUCAAGUCUUCCCUUAGUGCAACCGACACCGUUGUUGACGGUAUGGAGAGCAAGGAUGUGGCUCCUUACCAAAGCGACCUUGUCCCAUUGCUGCAGAAGUUGUUCAAGCACCCUGACUUCAAGAUCAAGGGCCACACCGCCAGUGCUCUCGGAUCAGUCGCUUCCUCUGCUGGCGAGGCAUUCCUGCCUUACUUCGAUGAGUCCAUGCAUAUUAUGCAGGAGUUUGCUACCCUCAAACACAGCGAGGAGGAACUCGAGCUUCGCGCCAGCGUUAUCGAUGCCAUGGGUGAAAUGUCAUCUGGUGCUGGACCCGAGCAUUUCAAGAACUACGUUGGCCCAUUGAUGCAAGCCAGCGAAGAGGCCCUCCACCUCGACCACUCUCGCCUAAAGGAGAGCACCUAUCUCUUCUGGGGCGUGAUGUCCAAGGUCUACGGAUCUGAAUUUACCCCAUACCUAGAAGGUGUUGUGAAGGCCUUAAUUACUUGUCUGGAGCAGAACGAGACCGAGAUGGAAGUCUCUCUCGGAGAUGCAGCCAAGGACCUGGUUGGCCAAGAGGUCACUAUCGCCGGGCACAAGGUCCGCGUUGCCGGUGCAGACGAUAACGACGAUGACGAUGACGAUGAGUUUGAAGACGUGGACGAUUGGGAGAACCUCAACACCGUCACCCCUGUCUCUCUGGAGAAGGAGAUUGCCAUUGAGGUUCUUGGAGACGUUAUCACUCACACCGGCAAAUCCUUCAUGCCUUUCUUCGAGAUGACCAUGCAGCAUAUUCUCCCACUCACCGAGCACUCGUACGAGGGCGUAAGGAAGAGUGCCAUGUCCACUCUCCACAGAUCAUAUGCUGCUCUAUGGCAGGUCUGUGAGGAAACCGGGCAGAUGCAGAAAUGGCAGCCUGGCAAGAACAUGCCUCUAAGCGAGCCACCAAACGAGCUUAAGAAACUCGGUGAGAUCUUAAUGAAGGUUACCCUUCAACGCUGGGCCGAGGAAGACGAUCCUUCCGCGAUCUCUGAUAUCAAUCGCAACUUUGCUGAUAACCUCCGUUUCUGUGGCCCUUACUUGAUCUCUAACCGCGAGAAUCUUGAAAAGGUCACAUCUUUGGUUACCUCAAUCAUCACCAAGCAGCAUCCAUGUCAGCUGGAUAUUGAUGCCACAGAUGAAGACAGAGAGAUGAUGGAGGAGCUAUCCGAAUUUGACUGGAAUGUUAUUGACACCGCUCUUGAUGUCGUUUCUGGCCUCGCCAUCGCUCUCGGCGCUGAGUUCGUUGCUCUCUGGCCAGCAUUCGAGAAAUAUGUCCUCCGCUUUGCUGCUAGCAGCGAAUCUCUCGAGCGCUCGACCUCCAUCGGUGUUCUUGCUGAUGUGAUUUCUGGGCUCGGGAAUGCAAUCACCCCAUACACUGGCAACUUCUUCCGCCUCUUCACCCACCGACUUACCGACGAAGACAUGCAGACUCGUAGCAACACGUGUUACGCUGUUGGCAUGCUAGUUGAAAAAUCCGAGGCCGAAGCCGAGCUCGUGGCUGCUUACCCUACCAUUCUAGAGAAGGUUACUCGCUGCCUUCAAAUACAGCAGGCUAGGCUCCCCGAUAAUGCUGCCGGAUGUAUUGCCCGCCUGAUCAUCAAGCAUCACGAGAACGUGCCACUGGAGGAAGUCCUUCCUGCUCUGGUUGAUGUCCUCCCGCUGCAGAAUGAUUUUGACGAGAACGAACCCAUCUAUCGCAUGAUCUGUCAACUCUAUAAAUGGGAGAACCCUACUAUCAGCCAACUCACACCCCGUCUGCUGCCGAUCUUUGAGUCUGUCCUCACUGGAGACAGCGACCAGCUAGAUGACGAACGCCGGACCGAGCUAAUUGAGCUUGUCAAAUGGAUUAAUAAAAUGCAGCCUGGUGGAGCAGCUGCUUUUGUUCAAAAACUCAGCUCAUAA
Messenger RNA from Trichophyton rubrum CBS 118892, 3396 nucleotides. RefSeq lists its product as uncharacterized. Gene Ontology annotation, biological process: protein import into nucleus. The transcript is spliced from 3 exons. The record is from RefSeq and is a predicted model, not a curated record. The coding region runs from base 1 to 3396 and encodes 1131 amino acids. Gene Ontology annotation, cellular component: nucleus; cytoplasm. NCBI's taxonomy places the organism in Eukaryota, Fungi, Ascomycota, Eurotiomycetes, Onygenales, Arthrodermataceae. Gene Ontology annotation, molecular function: nuclear import signal receptor activity; small GTPase binding.